Sesamum indicum (sesame) is the source of this 1231-nucleotide messenger RNA. Its product is annotated as (+)-cis,trans-nepetalactol synthase NEPS2. The record is from RefSeq and is a predicted model, not a curated record. Lineage: Eukaryota; Viridiplantae; Streptophyta; Magnoliopsida; Lamiales; Pedaliaceae.
AUAUGAGCAGAAUUCAUAGAAAACCCCUAAAAACUAUUGGCUGCAGAAGAACAGUUUCAUAACCCAAAAUGGCGGAUGCCCCAUCAAUUUCCCUCAAGAAAAAGCUAGAAGGCAAAGUAGCCAUAAUAACAGGCGGCGCUAGCGGCAUCGGAGAGGUCACCGCCCGCCUCUUCGCCGAACACGGUGCCCGCGGGGUGGUGAUCGCCGAUAUCCAACCGGAAAAAGGCAAAUCCGUGGCAGAAUCUAUCGGCUCGCAGAGCUGCAGCUACUUCCAGUGCGACGUCGCAGAUGAAGAACAAGUCAAGUCCAUGGUGGAGUGGACCGUGAAAACCUACGGUGGACUCGAUAUCAUGUACAGCAAUGCCGGAAUUACUGGCAGCUUCCACCAAACCAUACUGGAGCUAGACUUCUCGGAGUACGACGCGGUUAUGCGGGUCAAUGCACGGGGCAUGGCUGUGUGUGUGAAGCAGGCUGGGCGCAAGAUGGUGGAGCUGGGCACCAGAGGAGCUAUUAUUUGCACCGCCAGUGUGGCGGGGGAGGUCGGCGGAAUACUCCAGGCAGACUACACCAUGUCCAAACAUGCAGUGGUGGGGCUGGUGCGAGGGGCGAAACAACAGCUGGGAUUGCACGGGAUAAGGAUUAAUUCCGUGUCGCCCUCGGCGGUUCCGACGCCGUUUGUCGAAAAAGUGGGGCUUACGGCCGAGGAUUUGGAAAAGACUUUCGGGCCUUUGACUAGCUUGAAAGGGGUGUCGCUGACGGCGGAGCAUGUGGCGGAGGCGGUCCUGUUUCUGGCUUCCGAUGACUCGGCUUUUAUCACGGGGCAUAACUUGAGGGUCGAUGGUGGGCUGAUCUGUCUACCCUUCUUCAAGCCAGAAUAAAAUCGACAUGAAGAGAUAUAAUUACUGAGAAGUGAUUCUCGUAAUAAAUUUAAUAAACAAAUAAGAUUACCAACCUGUGUAGGUGAUCACAAUUAUAUGAAAAAUUAUAAUUUAAAUCAGGUCAGAUCAAAUUGAAUCAAUCACAAUAAAUAUACAAUAUACUUAUUAUGUGAUUAGUUAUUUUUCUUAAAUUAUAUACUAAUCAUAUAAAAGUAUAUUAAAUUUUAUUUUGUAGCUGGUUUUUGAUCUGAUCAAAACUAUCCAGCUACAAUUUCCCCACAAUCUGAGUAUGUGCUGCUGUUGUAAUUUUAUUUUAUGAAUUGAAUGAAGUGUGUUUUACUUUGAAAACUUUA